AUGCCAAAAGGUUACAGAGAGAACCCAGAUUUCGGUUUCUCGGCCAUGCCAAGAUCCCGACAGCGCCGACUCAAUGUCAAUGUCUGGGAUGCUCAACCUCGCAAGACGAAAAGGCCAGAGGACGGACCAGAGGACGGACCAGAGGACGGACCAGAGGCCAGCCCCAAGAGGAAGGGAAAGACAGAACGUCUAAAGCUGAAGAUGGACGUGAUGGCUUCGUGGUUCAGUAAGAAGGCCAGGCAGAUUGCACUAGUGCCCGAUGAGCGCCAGCACAAAAAGGGCAAAAGGCAUCACCUGCGGUUCUGGAAGAACCGGACGCAAGCAGCAGAGACCACGGUCGUGUCUGCCACGGCUCACUCGGCAUCCCAGGCGCCCACUUCCUCGCACCACAGUUGCUUCAGCAUUAACGAUUGCCUAUCGUCGCCGCCAACUUUCGCCCUGUCGCAAUCAGAGCUGGAGGACCCAUCCUUCGAAGACACCUGCACCGUUAUAUACAGGCCGCUUAUCUCGAGCCUUGAUAUGGACUCGGUGGAGCGGAUGCAGCUUCGACUGAAUACCGAAACAAGCGAAAUGCUCCUACGCUGUGCGGACCUCACAGUCUCGCAGGGCGUUUACGCGACUGGAUCGCGACUGGACCACCGAGGAUCAGAAGAAGCUGCCCCGCUCACAUCAGUUUCACAGCCUUGCUGGACAUGA
Messenger RNA from Torulaspora globosa, 696 nucleotides. RefSeq lists its product as uncharacterized. NCBI's taxonomy places the organism in Eukaryota, Fungi, Ascomycota, Saccharomycetes, Saccharomycetales, Saccharomycetaceae. The coding region runs from base 1 to 696 and encodes 231 amino acids. The record is from RefSeq and is a predicted model, not a curated record. The transcript has a single exon.